CUGCCUACACGAGUACCCAUAGCAUCAAAUUUUAAGUUCUCCGACAUCUACUUCUGUAACAGAUGAUAUGUCUACAAACGCAUCAGGAAUAGCAUCGACCACCAGUUCACCAACACAAACGACGCUAUCCAUCCUAUUUACACAAUCGGGAAGAAAUACUUCAGUAGUAGACUCAAAAUCAACAGUGCAAGAAAUAACAGCUACAAGUCCUCAUACGACAUACUCAGGAAACAUCAUUGAAAAUAUCAUCUUCACUACCAAAGUACGAAAACCUUUGACGACACAAUCAGCUACCCAAAGUUCACAACCGUUUGUGAUUUACGAUGGUCCAUAUAAACUAACUGAAGCUAUAGUUGUGGAACCCGGAAAAUCCUGUUUUGUUCACAAUUUGACAGAGGAAGAAAGACAAAUGAUAACAUCGGGAUCGAAACAGAGCUUUGAGAAUGCUCUCCUGUAUUCAAAGCUAGAUCCACACAGUGGUUGGAACGUCACUGGUCAAAUCGGCCACAUGUCAACAGAGGUCCAAACAUUUUGCACCGGGCCCGUUUAUGUUCUCUGGUAGUUUGUAAAACGGUGUUGAAU
This is a messenger RNA of Mya arenaria, 582 nucleotides long. RefSeq lists its product as uncharacterized. The transcript is spliced from 4 exons. Bases 68 to 562 code for a protein of 164 amino acids. The record is from RefSeq and is a predicted model, not a curated record. Lineage: Eukaryota; Metazoa; Mollusca; Bivalvia; Myida; Myidae.